Molecule: messenger RNA, 1439 nt
Organism: Atta colombica
Lineage: Eukaryota; Metazoa; Arthropoda; Insecta; Hymenoptera; Formicidae
Product: facilitated trehalose transporter Tret1-like
Exons: 5
Coding region: 48-1439 (463 amino acids)
Biological process (GO): transmembrane transport
Cellular component (GO): membrane
Molecular function (GO): transmembrane transporter activity
Source: RefSeq, a predicted model, not a curated record
AUCUGGAUCGUAAUAUGCAUCUUACAUCCUGCACAUCUUGAGAAAAAAUGUUUUGCGCCAAUAAGGAUCCAAAGAUUCCCAACAAUAGGAAAAUUACUGUUUGGCCACAAUGGCUGACCGCCUUUGCAAUUACGCUGGAAUCCAUUGUUACUGGUCUGGCCAACGGUUGGGCUUCCCCAUAUUUAGCGCAAUUAACAUCAGCGGAAGCAGAUGUUUCUUUGAAACUCACCGAUAUCGAGGCAUCUUGGGUCGCAUCCCUUUUAAGUCUUGGACGUGUAAUUGGGGGGUUUAUCGGCGCAUUUUGUCAAGAGUACAUCGGACUAAAGAAAGUGCUGCUGUUAUCGAGUUUGCCGUUACUCUCUAGUUGGAUUCUCAACAUCUGCGCCACAUCGGUCAUGUGGCUGUACCUUUCCAGAUUCUGCUCCGGAGUCGGAUCGGGCAUUAUGUGGCCCGCGAUAUCCUUAUACCUUGGCGAGAUUGCUAGUCCUGCUAUUCGAGGCUCUCUGAUAUCCUUGAUAGUGAACGCAGCAUCGAUGGGUAUGUUUUUGGGCAAUGUGAUGGGUCCUUAUCUGUCUAUGGAGAUGUUCUGUUAUGUGAGCAUUGUACCGAAUAUCCUCUUCAUGGUCCUCUUCAGCCUAAUACCUGAGUCACCCUAUCAUUAUGCUCUUCAUGGCAAUAUCGACGAAGCUGAGGCAUCUCUCAAGUGGUUUCAACGAGAGACUAAUGUCAAGACUGAAAUACAAGAACUUCAGGACUUUGUUGACGGCGCAAACACCAGCAUUUUAACAAAACUCAAGGACUUUCUAUUACCAGUAAAUUUGAAGAACGUUUUUAUCAUGUUCGGCUUACUAGUCUUCGUCCAAGCAAGUUCGUUCAGCACAAUAAACGCCUACGCAGAGCUCAUCGUUAUCAGUACCAAAGUGACCAUCACUCCAUCGAUCGUGGUAAUGGCGAUGUGUUUCGCCACAGUUGUUGCUGGCUUUAUUGCUGUCUUGUUAGUAGACAGAUUUGGUCGGAAAAAUCUGUUAAUACUUUCCAGCGUCGGCGUCGCCAUUUCAUUAAUCGUUCUUGGUCUUCACUUUUAUCUUCUUUCUCUAAACUUUGAUCCUGAAAAACUGACAUGGUUGUCAAUCACAUCAUUGCUAUGCUUUAAUCUAUUCGUGGCUUGUGGUCUAUCUACAAUACCUAGCACUCUUGUAGGUGAGAUGUUCCCAGCAAAUCUCAAGAAUCUGGCGUCUCUUUGCAUUUUUUCGAGCAAUGCUCUAUUUUCCUUCAUAUUUGUCAAGAGCUACCAACCUUUUAUUAAUUUAGUUGGAGAAACAAUCGUCUUUUGGAGUUAUGGACUUUUUGUACUUGGAGCAGUGCCCUAUGUGCGGUAUUUGAUCCCCGAAACGACAGGAAAAAGUUUACUAGAGAUUCAACGAUCCAUUAAAAAAUAA